AUGGAGGAGCUGCUGCUGGAGAAGAUGGUGCUGCAUCACAUGGAGGUGCUUGGGUGGGAGGGUCUGUGGGGGACAUUGGGCAUGGCGGUCAUUGGGAUGCCCCUGGCAUGGUUCCUGCCUGGAGCUGACAUAGGGGGACGCGAGGAGAACACGGUGGACAGCGUGCUGAUGCUGUGGAACAGCGAUGGACUGAAUGCGGUCAACACGCUCUUCUUCUGGUCAGUCGUGGGCCUCAAUGUGUUUGGCCUCAUGGUCACGCAAGUGCUGGGCUCCGUCUUCCGGGCAGUCAUGCUCACAGCGCGCACCGCCUCGCUCCUGGGAUUCUCCCUGCUGCUUGCUGGCACCAUCAUCUACGCGCAGGUCAAGGCAUAA
Coccomyxa subellipsoidea C-169 is the source of this 372-nucleotide messenger RNA. RefSeq lists its product as hypothetical. The coding region runs from base 1 to 372 and encodes 123 amino acids. The transcript is spliced from 5 exons. NCBI's taxonomy places the organism in Eukaryota, Viridiplantae, Chlorophyta, Trebouxiophyceae, Coccomyxaceae. The record is from RefSeq and is a predicted model, not a curated record. Gene Ontology annotation, cellular component: membrane.